Messenger RNA from Lucilia sericata (common green bottle fly), 2847 nucleotides. RefSeq lists its product as uncharacterized. The coding region runs from base 56 to 2392 and encodes 778 amino acids. The record is from RefSeq and is a predicted model, not a curated record. NCBI's taxonomy places the organism in Eukaryota, Metazoa, Arthropoda, Insecta, Diptera, Calliphoridae. The transcript is spliced from 2 exons.
AAUAUAAAGUUUAAGGUAAAAAUUAUAAUUGAAAAUUAAAAAAAAAUAAAUUCAAAUGAAGAAAAAAGUGCCGCUAUUUUCUCAUUUUGAAAUUAGUGGAAUAGGAGGUCAAAAACAAUCCGCAAAAAAAGAGUGUGAAUUUAUUUUAUAUGCAAAGAAAUAUAACCUACGAGUUCCAAUUAAGGCAAUCGUAUUGUCGAGUGUUACUAAUACACUACCAGCAGUUACGUUUAAAGUCCCAUAUUCUGCAGAACUUAAGAAAUUGGACUUAGCUGACCCAAAUUUUAAUAAAUCUUCCCAAAUCGAUCUUAUUCUUGGUAAUGAUUAUGAACAUUGUCUGAAUCUAGAAGGCAUAAAGAAAAAUAUAUGUGGCCAAACAUCAGCCUAUAAAACUAUAUUUGGAUGGGUGCUUAGCGGACCAAUAAGAGCUGAAACUGUUCAAUCAUUCUCAACUGCGGUUACUUCAUCAGAAUCUUCAGAACUCAGUACACUAUUGAGAAAAUUUUGGGAGCAAGAAGAAAUACCCAAAACUCGCCUUACGUCAGAAGAAGAUGAUUUUGUUGAACAAUUUUACACUCAAACAACUACUCGAAACAAAGAUGGACGAUAUAUUGUAAGGUUACCUUUUAAAAAAGAGUAUCACGAAUCAGUAUAUUUAGGAUCAUCUAGAUUUAUCGCAUUAGCUCAAUAUGCCAGUAUGGAAAAAACUUUAGGAAAAAAUAAUGAAUUGCAAGCUGAAUAUAAAUCUGUUUUAGACGAGUAUUUAACUCUAGACCACAUGGAAGAAACAACAUCAACUGAAAUUAAUUAUGAAGGUAAAUUUAGCUCUUAUUAUUUGCCCCAUCAUGCGGUCGUGAGACCUGACCAUAAAACAACAAAGGUGAGAAUUGUGUUCAAUGCCUCUAGGAAAACAAAAUCCAACUUUUCUCUAAACGAUGUUCUGUAUACAGGUCCUACAAUUCAAAACGACUUAAUAACAGUAAUUCUGAAUUGGAGAAGAUAUAAAUACGUGUUCAGUGGGGACAUACAGAAAAUGUAUCGUCAAAUCCUAAUUCAUCCAAAUGAUAGAGCAUUCCAAAGAAUAUUAUAUCAACCUGAAAAAAAUGGCCCUAUUAAAGAUUAUGAAUUGAAAACUGUUACGUUUGGAGUGAAUAGCGCGCCUUUUCUAGCAAUUCGUACGUUACAUCAACUAGCGUCAGAUUCAAAAGCGGAAUCUCCCAAAGCAUCAUCCAUUUUAAAGUAUGAGACUUAUGUAGAUGACAUAUUAACUGGAGGGUUUUCAAUUGAAGAAACUCGAGAGGCACAAAAUGAAUUAAUUAAAACUCUGAAGUCUGCUGGUUUUUUACUCAAGAAAAUAACAGCAAAUGAUACACAGUUAUUGGAAGAUUUACCAAAAGACGAUAUAUAUGAUUCCGAUUUUUUACGGUUUCAUGAAACUAGCUCCACAAAAACUUUAGGCAUAAAGUGGAACGCAAUAUCAGAUACAUUUACAUAUACUUUUUCAGCACUAAGUCCAUCUACGAAAAUAACAAAACGCCAAGUUCUGUCAUCAGUCGCAAAACUGUUUGAUCCAGCUGGAUGGCUAGCCCCUAUAGUCAUCAGAGCAAAAAUAUGUAUGCAGCAGUUAUGGUUAGAAGGUAAAGACUGGGAUGAAGAAGUUUCUGAGGAAUCUCUACAAAAUUGGAACAAUUUAGUACAAGACUUAUCUGAAGUUGAACUAAUAUCAAUUCCCCGUUGGAUUCAACUUAUGCCUAAUGAUACAAUACAAAUUCACGGUUUCUGUGAUGCAUCGAAAUCCGCUUAUUGUGCCACUGUAUACAUUAGGUGUCAAACAAAAACUCAAAAUGUAUUCUCAAAUUUACUAGUAGCAAAAAGUAAAGUUGCCCCUUUACAAACUGUCUGCCUCCCGCGCUUAGAGCUUAAUGGCGCAGUGUUAUUAGCAAAUUUAGUUAAUUACGUAAUAAACUCUCUUAAUUUCAGUAAAAGCGAAAUAUAUUUGUGGACAGAUUCAGCUAUAGUCCUUGGAUGGUUAUCAAAACCACCUUCAUCAUGGGAAACUUAUGUGGCAAACAGAACAUCACGAAUACAUGAAUUAAUGACUAAUGUCACAUGGCGACAUGUUCCAACACAUGAUAAUCCAGCUGAUUUGGGCACACGAGGUUGUAAAGCACAAAAUUUGGUAAAUAAUUCACUUUGGUGGAACGGACCAUCAUGGUUAAAAAAACCAUCAUCAGAAUGGCCUAAACGAAAUAUAUUAAAUAAUAACCCAGAAAAUAAAGAAAUACAAUCUCUAAACGUUCAGCUUGAAACGGAUGACAUCCUAGACAAUUUUUCAUCAUAUGGCAGAGCUUUACGGGUCCAAUCGACGACUAACCGCCACUCGGGUCCCUAAUGAAAAUCAUAGCCCUAAUGAAGAGAGAAGCGUGGUACCAAGAGACUUAGAGGUGUUCUACUGUGUGAUAUGCACAGGAUAUCACGGGCUCAAGUUCUGUCGAAGAUUUAGAAGGAUGACGCCACAAAAGAGAAGGGACAUAGUUGAACGACUAGGGUACUGUGUUAAUUGCUUGGCUAGAAGCCACAGCAUCCGGUCAUGUACCUCAAUGGAGGCGUGCUUAAAAUGUGCACAAUUGCACCAUACCCUGUUGCACCCAACAAGAACAGUCAGCCCACGACCGAGAACUACCACCAGCAGCAGUCGACGCAGUCUCGAUAACUCCGAGACCCACCAACAGCAUCGUCAACACCAACAGCUUCGUCAACACCAGCAGCAUCGUCAACACCAUCGUCAAAACCGACAACAUCAACCUCACCCUCAUCAUCACCAACAUCGUCAUUAUCAACAUCGUC